Oikopleura dioica is the source of this 4770-nucleotide messenger RNA. The record is from the annotation of a GenBank genome assembly. Lineage: Eukaryota; Metazoa; Chordata; Appendicularia; Copelata; Oikopleuridae.
AUGAAGAUAUCAAAUUCAGAUGAAAGAAGAUCGCAGGUGACUCAUCAUCUUGGUCAGUACGGUAGUUUCGUCAGGAGAAGGAAAGCGAGCUGCGCUCUCCGGGCUCGAUGUCAGCAGAUGUGUGGGCGGCACAAAAAAUGCCCUCGCUGUUUCGACCAGUCGCUUAGAACUCGUCGCCCUUGUUCCUGUUUCGUUGAGAAUUUCUUCAAGAAAGGAGCUGAAGAAAUCACCUGCGGCUGGGAAAAGAAAUCAGUUCGCCCUCGUUCCCUCCGAGCCACUUCGCAACUGAUUUCGACGCGUUUUCCGUUUUGCUUGGCGCCGCCGCUGUUUCGUUUUUUUUUAACUCCAUUUUUUUACCUCAAGAGAAAUUUCAUUUAUCGUCAAUUAUCAAGAAGGCUUUUCUUGUCCAACAAGAAAACACCGGUUACCCAUACGAUCGCUAGUCGAGAUGUGGCGCUGGAAUCCUUCGCCGCUGAGUACAAGAAGGCCAACAAACGGCCACCACUGCUGGUUUUCGACGGUGAAUCCUUCUGGCACGUUCUUCACGGGAGCAACUUGCCCAAGCUCUUCGGCGGCCAGUUCAUCCAGUUCCGCAAAAAAGCCGAGGACUUCUGCAAGCGUCUCACUCAACUGGGAUUCAAGCUCGCCUUCAUCUUCGGAAACUCGCCGAUCUCGGCGGAAACGAAGGCCGAGGAACGCGGAAAACAAACCCUUCUUCAUUUGACUUCUUUCUACCGACAGUUGAACGAAAGAAACCAUGGUCUGCCACAGAUCAACGAGAUAUGGCCUCCAUGUCUUCGGAACGUUUUUCCGUAUUAUUUGCGCAGCAUGCCAAACAUCACCGUGCUCCAGUCGCUCAUGGACAAAGACUUGUCAAUCGCCUGCUACGCCAAGGAGCAAGAGGCUGCUGCCAUCGUGUCCAACGAUUCGGACAUGCUCAUCUACGCCGUCUGCCCUGUUAUGGUCGCCCGUGGCCUCACGAAUGCCCGUAAUCGCGUGGUGAUGAUGUACCCCGACGAGUUCUGUAAAGAUGUCGGGCUCAGCAAGGAAAAGCUGCCUCUUCUUUCGGUCUAUCUUGGCAACACAGAAACGCCGAUCACUACUUCCGUGGUGGAAGCAUCCGAUGGAGUUAUUCAGCGUAAGAUCAGGGCUGGAGACCGCGGCAACGUCCAGGAUGCGAUCGAAUACGUGAAAAGCCUCGAGGUGCCGAUUUGCCUUUCCGAACUUGCUCAAGACAUUUUUCAACAAGUCGACGAGGAAAAUAUCAAAGACGUUCGACUUUCACUUGGACGAUACAUUCUGAAAGGACGACAGUAUCCAUUUGAUGUAAGCCCCAUGUACAAGGUAGUACAAGGCAGCCCCAUGAUCGAGCCAAUUGAAAAAUACGAUGUUGACAAAAGCGAGAAUCUUGAAGCGUUUCUUGAAAAGAUCAAAAAGCCUGUUAUCGAAUGCGACAUCAUUCUCAAAGCAAAGGCUUGGCGUCGAGAUUUCAACAUCAUGCACAUGUCUUGGCCUUGCCCUGGUGCGGGGAUUCCAUCUUCUGUGGAGCUUUACGGCCCGAUAUUUUCCGCUCACGCCACUCUUCUUGGCAAGAAGAAGCAUCACAUGAUCAUUCCUCGAUUCGAGAAUGAGCCAAUUCGCUUGGCCGACCCCGCGUUCAAAAACAUAACACUAAAACCGGCGAAGCUCUGCUUUCCGGACGGGACCAAGCUGCCAGACGCACACGAACUCUGGAUUAGCCAGGACAAACGGAUGCAGGUGAUGGCGCUUAUUACGAUCUGGGAGGCGACGGAUCUUGACUUUGAGACUCUCAUGACGAUGGUGCCUGCUACUCUCACUUUCUUGCUCGUCCUUCACUGGGUUCGACGAAAAUGUAACAUGGAAGACUGGGAGAUUUACGCUUUUUUGGCGACUCAUGUGCGCAUGCGCCACUUCACCUGUGACCAGAUUUGGAGAAUGGACGAUAUCAUGGUUGCCAAAGGCAUCACCACGCGAUCGAUUGUAUUGGCGAAUGUUUUCUCCAAACUCAUGGGUCGUUUUCUCUGGAUGGUUGCUCUUUGUGGCUCACCCUUCAAGACCGUGGACCUUCUUCCCGACUUGAUGUUCGACGGAAUGAUCUUCCAGAAAAAGUACGAGCAGGCACGCUUGUCCAGCCAACAUGAAAAGGGAUUCCAAAUGACAAGGAUUCUUGAUGCAGUUUGCAACCACGCCAUAAUGGACUCUCGGCGCGAUCGCGACCGCGUGAUGAAACUUUUUGGAAUACUCAGCGGACACAGAGUGAUUGAAGUUCUCAAUACUGACAACGACAGAUGCAAUCCAAUUGCUGUUGUCCAGAUGAACCAGGAAUAUGAACCAAACUGGUACGAAGCAUGGACGGGUAACGCUACCAAGCGCUUCGAGGCGUACGAAAAGGAAAAGGAAGAGAAGGGUAUCAAGAGCAAAAAGCCGUCAAAGAGCCAGUACAAGUACAGAGAGCGCGACCAUUCCAUCAGCCCAACCGACGAUCUUCAUGAGCCCCACAAUGGCAGCCACUCCAAUGGCAUCUCUCCAUUGCCUCCAAGCCUCCCUCCAUUUGUUCCCAACAGUUUCGUCAAUAGCCACUCCAACCGCCCAGCGAUUUCACCUCCAUCAAUCAACCGUCCUGAUUAUCAAAUGGCUCGACAAGAAGAUCCUUUCGGCAACGCCGUCUCUCCCUCAGUCGAUUCUCCUUCGAAUGGAAGCGUGACGCCAGAAUUUUCACCACCGCUUUGUGCUCCUUCCGAACCAAUGCGUCAGAGCAAAGGUCGAGAACAUGGCCCAUGGGGCCCCCCUCUCCCUCAGUACAAUCAUAUUCCCGACGGCAACAAAAAUGGCAAGGUAAUCCCUCAUCAUCUCACGGCCUCAGAACGAGCUAGUCAACUUCAUGCUCAUCAACACGCUUUGCCACCUAACACACCAAAAGUUUUUCACCCAGUGGGACCAGGGUGCGGUGCGCCAGACUCAUUCGUGGUCACACCGGAGUUUGUCGACCCUGCUGCAUGGCCGGACAUGCCUCCUUAUCCCUUUGAGGAGCAGCAGGAGGAAGGCAUGCCCCAAGCAUACUAUAGCCCAAUGGUCCGAACUGCAUCUAAAAAUUCCAAGGGCACUGUCAUUCACAAAACACUCACUCCAUAUGAAUACACGGAUAGUGGCAUUCACAAUAGAAACUUGGAGCAACUCGCUCGCCACAAUUGCAUGAUUCCUGCCGAUACGAAGCGUCCAUUUUAUGAAAAUUUCGCUCACAAUAGAUUAAAGAGGCACAGCCAUGUACAAAACACCGUACAGAGCAAUGUCCGUGCUCCAUCCGAAUGCGCAUCUGACUCUAAUGGAAGCAACGCCACUGACGAUCCCGGUUAUGCGACCAUGACCAACUUCAGCCGCACUAACUCUUCCGUACGCGGAAGCAAUCUCUCCGAUCGUUCUUUCCCCGCCUCCAUGCACAACAACAACAACGUUCGCAAAUCAAACUCGGAGGUCCUUUCUUUCUCUGCUGCGAUUUCCAGCAAAUGCAACAGCUCAUCCUACGAGUCGACCAGCACUUCAGCUUCGGACCCCGAGGAUAAGGUUGACUUCGAUGACGACGAGGACGAGGAGGAGGAAGAGCCACCAAGACCCAUGAGUAAGCUGGAAAAAUUAGCCAUGCGAUCUCAUCAAGGAUCGUCCGAUUGGGGCGAAGAUAAAAUGAGCUGGGGAGGCAUCAAACAACUUCAGAAGACGUGGCAAAAGCAAAAAGAAGUCGAAGAAGAUGAAGACGAUAUUCCAAGUGACGCGCGGGAGCUUCAUGAAAGAACCAAGUGGAUGGCAGAGGUGAAAGCUAAAAUGGAAGCAAAGCUGGAGGCGAAAAGACAAGAUGACAGAAGACAGAAGCUUCUCGAGCAGAAACUUCUCGAGGAGAAAGCCAGAAAAGAAGAGUGGAUGAGACAGAGACAAAUGAUUGACUCCAAUCAUUGGUCUGAUUCAGUUCGACACGUAGUCGACCCCCGCCCUCGAGAAAUCCGACAAAUGCGAUCAGCAGCCGGACUGAACUUCUUCGUAAAGAACAGUGAAGAGGGGCCAUUUAAUGGAGCAGGCGAUGACAGCGAUCGCGUGUGGCAAAGCGCACCCGAGCCUGAACAGGAGUUUGUCCGGCCAGACUACGAUAUGCGUCGACUAGUGAAGGAGUCCUCCAAAUCCGAGAAGUUCUCAUACGCCCAGGCUGCAGGCGCUUCUAAGGAAGAUAAGUCAAAAAACAAGCCCGGAGAACGGGCAGCAUCAUUUACGCUUCGUAACGAGGCACGAGAGUUCAUCCCACGAUGUCAGUCCGCGAGUUCGCAGGCUGACACAACCGAUAGCGAAUUCGACGGUUAUCAGACAUCGUCAGACAUUCAACUGCCUUACAGAGGCCAAGGCUUCGGCAGUGCCCUCGCAGCAGCAUACGGAGCUUACGGAUACCCCCGCACCUCUAUGGGCUACGGAAUUUCUCGAUUCGCAGGUCGCUCGCGUUCGGGCAAGAUGACGGUUCCAAUUUAUUACCACGAUCCCGACCAGGGCUGGAUGUACGGCUACGGAGAGCCACAAAUUCCACGUGGCAAGCACUCAAGACAGAACUCUCAAGAGAGCAAUCCUGACAUAAAUUCUAAUGAAGUUGAGCCACAGCAAAUGGGUGACUGCUUGCCUCCUGUCACCAGCGCCAGCUCCCGACGAGCAAUGCUCGAAAACAUGGGCAUGGCAAGGGUGGUUUCUUACAAUCCAGCGGAAUUUAUUUUUUUUUAA